This is a messenger RNA of Quercus robur (English oak), 1753 nucleotides long. RefSeq names its product E3 ubiquitin-protein ligase SP1. The coding region runs from base 262 to 1293 and encodes 343 amino acids. Gene Ontology annotation, biological process: protein ubiquitination; organelle organization. Gene Ontology annotation, molecular function: ubiquitin-protein transferase activity. The transcript has 11 exons. The record is from RefSeq and is a predicted model, not a curated record. NCBI's taxonomy places the organism in Eukaryota, Viridiplantae, Streptophyta, Magnoliopsida, Fagales, Fagaceae.
CGCCCACGCAACAAAGCAUUGUCACUCGCUCCUCCCUCCCCUUCACUUCACUCCUCGCAUCCAAUUCUCCCUCUCUCUCUCUCUCUCUCUCUCUCUCUCUCUCUCUCAAUUUUCGCGAGAAACAAACAGAAAACCUAAAGAAAAAACGAAAAGAAAUUUCUUAAUAGCCUCUCUGUGCUUCUCUGCUUUUCGUUUAUUUUACGGUGAAAUGAAUAAGUUUUGGUGAAAGUGCGGUGAAAUUAGGGUUUCGUUUGAUUGAAGAUGAUGAUUCCAUGGGGUGGAAUCAGUUGCUGUUUGAGUGCAGCUGCUCUGUACCUUCUUGGAAGAAGCAGUGGAAGGGAUGCAGUGCUUCUUAAGUCAGUGGCUCGGGUGAAUCAGUUGAGGGAAUUGGCUCAGUUAUUGGAUGCUGAGUGUAUAUUACCUUUGGUUGUCACAAUUUCUGGAAGAGUUGGUUCUGAAACCCCGGUCAACUGUGAGUUCAGUGGUUUACGGGGUGUUAUUGUAGAGGAAACGGCAGAACAACAUUUUUUGAAACACAAUGAUGCUGGGUCAUGGAUACAGGAUUCUGCUUUGAUGCUGUCCAUGAGUAAAGAGGUUCCAUGGUAUCUGGAUGAUGGAACUGGUCGUGUAUUUGUGGUGGGGGCUCGAAAUGCAUCAGGUUUUGUACUACCAGUUGGAAGUGAGGUUUUUGAAGAGUCAGGAAGAUCCCUGGUACGUGGAACAUUAGACUAUCUCCAAGGCCUAAAGAUGCUUGGAGUCAAGCGAAUUGAACGAGUACUUCCAACUGGGACUUCCUUGACUGUUGUUGGUGAGGCUGUAAAAGAUGAUGUUGGAACAAUACGCAUUCAACGACCCCAUAAAGGGCCAUUUUAUGUUUCUCCCAAAUCCAUUGACCAGCUCAUAGCUAAUCUUGGGAAGUGGGCAAGGUGGUAUAAGUAUGCAUCUAUGGGUUUGACGGUGUUUGGUUUCUAUCUCAUUGCUAAGCGCACUAUCCAAUAUUUCAUGGAAAGAAGGCGACGUUCUGAAUUGCAGAGAAGGGUUCUUGCUGCCGCUGCCAAGAGAUCAGGGCAAGAAAAUGAAGGUUUAAAUGAAAAGGCUGACAUUGAGUCAGAUGGUGCUAAAAGAGACCGUCUAAUGCCAGAUAUAUGUGUCAUAUGUCUCGAGCAGGAGUACAAUGCUGUUUUUGUUCCGUGUGGACAUAUGUGCUGUUGUAUAACAUGCUCUUCACACUUGACCAACUGUCCUCUUUGCCGGCGGCGAAUUGAGCAGGUAGUGAAGACUUUCCGUCAUUGAGGUUCUAGCAACCAUGCCAGAUGCUCAGAUUUGAAUGAUAGUAGUUCACAUGUAGGAAUCUCAAGGCCUAAAUUUUCCUUCAUCAUGAGAGUUUUUUGCUAAAUGGGGUAAAAAUUGUGAUAAGCCUUCUCUACAGCUUUCUGUUAGCAAGUUUGAAAUCUACAUCUGUUCGGAGAAAUGGUCCCCACGUGAUUACAAUGUAGAUUAUUCAUCGAUAAGCAUAUUGUUGGGCUCUUCUGAAUUGUAAAUAAUUUACAGCUAGACAACCCUGUAAAUUGAUGUGAUUCAUAGAAUUUUUUAUGUCUUGACUAUUGUCUCUGUUUUGGUCUGCCAAUGGAGAUGCCAUAGUUACUUUGUGCCUCUCUCUUUUGCGGCCACCUUACCAUGAUGCCCAAGUACAUGAUACUCUGUCUGGGAUUUUUAUUAUUUUUAUAAUAUAUACGAUUGAAGCAUGGUCUAA